GGAGAUAUCCCACCCGCCGCCUCUGCUGUCACCCCAGAAUGCACCCCAUAUUGCCCUGGGGCCCCACUUGAGACCUCCUUUCCUUGGGGUGCCUUCAGCUCUGUGCCAGACACCAGGUUACGGGUUCCUCCAGCCGGCACAAGCAGAGAUGUUUGCACGGCAGCAAGAGAUGCUGCGAAAGCAAAACCUGGCAAGGUUGGAGAUGUCAGCCGAGAUCAUCCGCCAGAAGGAGCUGGAGAAUCUCCACAGGCAAAGGCUCCUGGCCGGUGACCCGCUGAGCCUGCAUCCCGGCUUGCCCCCGGACCACCCAGCCCUGCGCAACGUGCACGACAUCCCCGAGGGCCACCCGCUGCGGGAGGAGCUCUCCCGGAGGAACGCCAUGCUGGUGCUGCGGCACAACAACACUCCCCUGCUCUCCCUCAACCCCAGCGUCCCCAGCAGUGCCACGCCGCCCAAGGAGCAGCCCCGGCGGGGCAGCCGGAAAUCGGCACACCACCGCACAGAGCCGCAGGGGCUGAGCGAGGCGAAGGAGCUGCUGGAGCCCCGGGCGCGGGACGGGGCACCAGACUGUAACGAUGAGGAGAUGAAGGACUCUGAGAGUGAUGCGGAUGUGAGCGACGAGAAGCCGGAGAGUCUGAAGGCUGAGAGCAGCAGCUCGGCAGCUGAGCUUAAGGAGUGCAAAGAGACGGGCAAAGUCUGUGAAGGGGCCAAGGAGCUGGGUGAAGCGGCUGCUGGCCAGAAUGCCCCCUGCAGCUCCUCGAGUGCAGAGUCCCCCAGCCACUUGCUUGGCCCAGGCAUCAACAAAAACGAGGUGAAAUAUCUCCCGCCAGCCUCCAUCCCACCACCUCAGCCGUUGCCCUUCGGAUUUCCUUACACCAUGAGCCCGUACUUCCAUGCAGGCACCAUGGGAGGUCUGUUUCUGGAUGGCGAGGAAAGCCCCGCGCUGGAAGACAUCAGCAAAUGGACGGUGGAGGAUGUCUGCAGCUUUGUGUCCAACUUGUCCGGCUGCACCGAGUACACUCAGGUAUUCCGAGAGCAGGCUAUUGACGGGGAGACCCUGCCCCUCCUGACGGAAGAGCACUUACUGAACAACAUGGGCCUGAAACUCGGACCUGCGCUCAAGAUAAGGUCACAGGGUGCCAAGAGAGUGGGCAGAGUUCUGUACAUGGCAGGCUUCCCCAUGGCUUUCCCGCUGCAACCUCCAGGUUUACGGCCAACGGAGCGGGACCUGCCCCCGGCUGAUCUCCGGCCGUCCUCCACGGGCAGCGUGGCAUCCCCCUUCAGCAGCAGUCUGCCCUCUGCCAGCCGCGUCUCACCAAAGCAGGAGAACGGAAACCCCUCCAUCAUUGCUGGGCUCAACGACACCACGAAACCUCCAUCGUAA
Messenger RNA from Pterocles gutturalis (yellow-throated sandgrouse), 1384 nucleotides. It is a transcript of the gene SAMD11, whose product is annotated as sterile alpha motif domain containing 11. The record is from RefSeq and is a predicted model, not a curated record. Lineage: Eukaryota; Metazoa; Chordata; Aves; Pterocliformes; Pteroclidae. The transcript has 6 exons. Gene Ontology annotation, molecular function: protein binding. The annotation marks the transcript as partial.